Lipotes vexillifer (Yangtze River dolphin) is the source of this 2642-nucleotide messenger RNA. RefSeq names its product CAP-Gly domain containing linker protein 3 (gene CLIP3). The transcript is spliced from 14 exons. NCBI's taxonomy places the organism in Eukaryota, Metazoa, Chordata, Mammalia, Artiodactyla, Lipotidae. The record is from RefSeq and is a predicted model, not a curated record. Gene Ontology annotation, cellular component: nucleus; microtubule plus-end; cell cortex. Gene Ontology annotation, biological process: cytoplasmic microtubule organization. Bases 188 to 1831 code for a protein of 547 amino acids. Gene Ontology annotation, molecular function: microtubule plus-end binding.
CCCCGUCGGCGUCAGGGUCUCGUCCCCUUCUCUCUGUCUUCUACUCCCCCAUCACUUGCCCAGGCACUGGCACCCCAUUACUCCAGUUUCCCCGGUUUCAGCUUUGGUCUCCAGCCCCAGACACCCGAGGAUUUGCCUGAAGGCCACCCCCAACUCUGCACCUGCCCACUGAGGGCCACCAAGGAUCAUGACUAAGACAGAUCCCGCCCCGAUGGCCCCACCGCUCAGGGCGGAGGGAGAAGAGGAGGAGGAGGAGGAGGAGCCUGUCCCAGAGCCCCCCAGCCCCACCCAGGAGCGCCGGCAGAAGCCUGUUGUGCACCCCUCGGCACCUGCCCCCCUCCCCAAGGACUACGCCUUCACCUUCUUCGACCCCAACGACCCUGCCUGCCAGGAGAUUCUGUUUGACCCGCAGACCACCAUCCCUGAGCUGUUCGCCAUUGUGCGCCAGUGGGUGCCCCAAGUCCAGCACAAGAUUGAUGUCAUUGGCAAUGAGAUUCUGCGUCGAGGCUGCCAUGUGAACGAUCGUGAUGGGCUGACCGACAUGACACUGCUCCAUUAUGCGUGCAAGGCGGGGGCCCACGGAGUCGGGGACCCCGCGGCGGCUGUACGCCUCUCGCAGCAGCUGCUGGCACUGGGCGCAGACGUGACCCUGCGCAGCCGCUGGACCAACAUGAACGCGCUUCACUACGCGGCCUAUUUUGACGUGCCGGAUCUCGUGCGCGUGCUACUGAAGGGUGCACGGCCCCGAGUGGUGAACUCCACGUGCAGUGACUUCAACCAUGGCUCAGCCCUGCACAUCGCUGCCUCCAACCUGUGCCUGGGCGCGGCCAAAUGUUUGCUGGAACACGGUGCCAACCCGGCGCUUCGGAACCGAAAGGGACAGGUGCCAGCGGAGGUGGUCCCAGACCCCAUGGACAUGUCCCUGGACAAGGCAGAGGCGGCGCUCGUGGCCAAGGAGCUGCGGACGCUACUGGAGGAGGCUGUGCCGCUCUCCUGCGCCCUCCCCAAGGUUACGCUACCCAACUAUGACAAUGUCCCAGGCAAUCUCAUGCUCAGUGCACUGGGCCUGCGCCUGGGAGACCGCGUGCUACUGGAUGGCCAGAAGACGGGCACGCUGCGGUUCUGCGGGACCACGGAGUUCGCCAGCGGACAGUGGGUGGGCGUGGAACUGGAUGAACCUGAGGGCAAGAACGAUGGCAGUGUUGGGGGUGUCCGGUACUUCAUCUGCCCUCCCAAGCAGGGUCUCUUUGCCUCUGUGUCCAAGAUCUCCAAGGCAGUGGAUGCACCUCCCUCAUCUGUCACCUCCACACCUCGGACUCCCCGGAUGGACUUCUCCCGUGUCACAGGCAAAGGCCGCAGGGAACACAAAGGUAAGAAGAAGCCCCCAUCAUCCCCGUCUCUGGGCAGCCUGCAGCAGCGUGAAGGAGCUAAGGCUGAGGUUGGAGACCAAGUCCUCGUCGCAGGCCAGAAGCAAGGGAUCGUGCGUUUCUAUGGGAAGACAGACUUUGCCCCAGGUUACUGGUACGGCAUAGAGCUAGACCAGCCCACUGGCAAACACGAUGGCUCUGUCUUUGGUGUCCGGUACUUCACCUGCCCCCCACGGCAUGGAGUCUUUGCACCAGCAUCUCGAAUUCAGAGGAUUGGUGGAUCCACUGACCCCCCUGGGGAUAAUGUUGGAGCCAAAAAAGUACAUCAAGUGACAAUGACGCAGCCCAAACGCACCUUCACAACAGUCCGGACCCCAAAGGACAUCGCAUCAGAGAACUCCAUCUCCAGGUUGCUCUUCUGUUGCUGGUUUCCCUGGAUGCUGAGGGCGGAGAUGCAGUCUUAGAGGCUCUGGACAUCUGAGAGAGACACAGAGCCUCCUCUAGCAUCUCCUGACACAAGGAGCCCCCGAGUCACCCUGAGAUAGAGAUUCCCAGUAACACAUCCAGAAUAGAGACCCCCAUUAGUCAGCCCUCGAUCACUGAGGCCCCAUUAUUAACAGAUUCCCUCAUGAUAACCCCCCAAAUACAGACCCUAUGUUACCCAGAAAGAGAUUCCCUAAGUGUAGUACCUUCAGGCUAGUCCCAACCCCUCAGAGGAGACCCCCCCAAUAACAGAUUUCCACAUCACCCCAAAUGACGGUGACUUUCUCUACAUAAUGCUCCACAGCAGAACAUUCCUGAGUCACUAGUCACUGGAUCAGAACCCUUCCCUGUUAACAAAGACGCCCCCCCCACCAUCAAGUCCCCUUGAAAGAAACACCUCCAAAGCAAGAGUAACAAACCCACAUUUAAUAUCAGUCCCCUCAAGAUGUUGUGACCCCCGUGGUCACCCCAAACCCCCUACACUGCAAUCAGAGACUCCCUCCAUUAACGAACCCCCCUGCUCUUACCCCUCAAGAAGAGACCCACAUUAACCAGCCUACUGUCACCCCCAAUUUACAGAUACCAAAACAGUACUGGAAGUGCUAAUUACAGGACCCCCAAGUCUUCCUAUCCUCUGCACCCUCAAGAAACCCCCAGUGCCUUGUACGAAGCCCACCCCAUGCGGCCCACAGCACCUGUGCUGGCCAGGCUCCCAGAAAAUUCUCUAUUUUUAAAGUAAUUAUUUCCCCCUUUGGGGGGACUCCAAAAUUUGGAGGUCCCAUUGUGGGACUC